Oreochromis niloticus (Nile tilapia) is the source of this 3991-nucleotide messenger RNA. RefSeq names its product synembryn-A. NCBI's taxonomy places the organism in Eukaryota, Metazoa, Chordata, Actinopteri, Cichliformes, Cichlidae. The coding region runs from base 663 to 2696 and encodes 677 amino acids. The record is from RefSeq and is a predicted model, not a curated record. Gene Ontology annotation, molecular function: G-protein alpha-subunit binding; guanyl-nucleotide exchange factor activity. The transcript has 14 exons. Gene Ontology annotation, biological process: G protein-coupled receptor signaling pathway. Gene Ontology annotation, cellular component: cytoplasm; plasma membrane.
AGACUAAAGAAUAAACUGGGGGAACAAAGGGAACUAAAAUCAUAAUACAAAACUCAGAGACACAAGAAACUCUAAACACUGGGUCACCGACCCAGGACCGUGACAAGAAUAGUUCAUCCAUCAGACAUUCGAAAAGCAUACGGUGGAAUACAGUUUAUUUAUCUUCCUCUCAGGAACUUUGUAUCUCAAGCAGGAAUUGUGUGAUGCAAAUCCAAAUCAGCGUAGAGUCAUAGUAAGGAUUAUUUUGUAAUCUGUUUCUCUAAAUAUGAUACACAAGGACAUUAAACCUAAGCAGUCCACAAUAUGCAAAUGAAUAUUGACAAUGCUCGUACCAGGUCAGUGAGAGAGAAAAGGAUAUGGCAAACCUUUUUGGGAACAUAUUUCUGUAUCAUUCUGGGAGCUGUGGCUCAAAGACCGAAUCAAACACUAAUGGGAAGACCAAACUGUAGGGUGUAAGUGUGUGGUAGAGAGAGAGGAUGACACAGUUCAUGAGUGUACUGUGUGGUUGUAGUGCUGUAAAUCCAAAGCUUAUAGAAAUUAGGGGUGGGGUUAGGACAGACAGAGAAGAGAAAGAAGAUUAGCUGCUUCAAAGGUUUCUUCGGCGAUAAGAAGCUGCCAGUGGUUGUGUGUUCUUCUCUUUAUUACACCAGCAGGCUUGAAGCAUGGUUCCAGACAUAGAGAGAAUUAUUGAGAGCAUCGUCCGCAGAGACCAGGACAGCGUGCAGCUUCUGCUCAACAGCUACAACACACAGUAUGCAGAGUGCUUCUUUUUCAACACUGAGGAACAGGAGAGGCGAAAGCAGCAACAACUGGAAGAGUUCAGGAAGAAAAAAUUCAGGGACUGUGCUCCUGCUUCUGACUCUGACAUUGACUCAGAUGAUGAGAAUGCAGAGCUUCUGCUCCGGCAGGAUCUGUCUGCAGCCCUGUUGUGCUUCAUUGGUAGUCAGCUACAGCCGGCGGUUUUACGGGUUUCCCUGCAUACACUGCGUAUCCUGUCCCGUGACCGUAGGGCCCUGGGGCACAUGGUCACUGAUAGUGCCCUUCUCACAUUAGCACACAUGGGAGGCAUCGCCAUACCACAGACAUGCCUACAGCAAGAAAAUAAGGAAGCUGAAGAUCAAGUGGGCAGAUCAUGCAGCACGACCCAUAUUAGAGCUGUGAGUAGUUGUGAGCAGGGUGCAGAAGCUGGCACUGCCCCGUCUGGGUGCUCUGUGGUUUCAUUUUCUGUUCUUGCUGAAGGAGCUGUCUCUCCAGCCACAUGUGGUUCAGUGAAUCACUGCUAUCAGCAGAAACAUGAUGGAGAGCAUGUGACGCUCUCCCGUGGCAAAAAAGACACCCAACAAGAUAACAUUGAGGAACUAGAGAAGGAGGAGGAUGGAGAGGUGUGCAGGAAGGAAGCCUUGAAAGUCUUGUGUAAUGUCAUCUACAACAGUCCCCGGGCACAGGAGAGAGCCAGUGCACUAAGGCUAUUGCAAGGUUUGUGGGAGAGUCUGAAGGAGGAGAUCUGGAGUAAAGUGCCACUCAGCUGCCACUUUUACAAGCUGAGGCUACUCUUCUUACUGACAGCCCUAAGACCUGAACUCAGGCUGCAGCUGCAACAGGAGCGGGGAGUGUCAGUGCUGACCAAAGCCUUGGAACAGUGCCUGGCUGUGAGGUGGGGUGUGGAAUAUGAGGUGCUUACCGACAGUACACAACCUCCCAUUUCCAUGGAAGUGUCCCAGAAGGUCAUUGAGAUCCUCAAGACACUCUUCAACAUCACUCACAUGUUCCACAGGCAGGAGCCUGAUGAGGAAGAUGCUGCCCUGUAUCGACACCUAGUGGCUGUGCUGCGCCAUUGUCUGCUCCUGUCAUGUGAAGGAGAAGACACAUUAGAAGAACUCCAAGGGCACACAGUGAAUGUCCUCUCAGCAUUGCCACUGACAUGUCUGGAUGUCCUGGUGUCUGUCCAGGUGGACCAAGCAUCCCAUAAGUGCGAGGGGGUCAACAUGGACUGUGUCCACAACUUGUUACUCUUUAUGAACAGACGGCUAAACAGGGGCCAAAAGCUGAAGGAGAAACUAACACCUGUACUGAAUCUACUGACUGAGAGUUCUCGGGUACACAGGGAGACGCGCCACUACUUACGGCAAAAGAUCCUACCUCCACUGAGGGAUGUUGCCAUCAGACCUGAGCAGGACAGCUCCCUCAGAGGCCAGCUGGUCCGCCUAAUGACCCACGUUGACACAGAUGUGAAGGAUUGUGCUGCUGAACUGCUGUUUGUGCUCUGCAAAGAAAAUGUCAGCCGAUUUGUCAAAUAUACUGGAUAUGGCAAUGCUGCAGGGCUGUUGGCAGCUCGGGGACUGCUUAAUGGUAGAAUGAGUUCUAGUAACAGCCAGUACUCCAGCGACUCAGACUCAGACACAGAAGAGUACCGAGAGGCCAAAGCCAAGAUUAACCUGGUGACUGGCCGGGUAGAAGCAGACCAGCCUGAUCCAAUGGAGGGCAUGACGGACGAAGAGAAAGAAGAGGAGGCACGUCACCUCAUUAGUAUGAUCAACAGACUGUCACGUGACCAAAUCAUCCAGCCAAUGGGUGUGACAGCUGAGGGCAGACUGGCUCCACUUUGGGGCCAAAUGAGUGACUGCACGCUGGAAGAAGAGGAAGAGGAAGAAUUGAAUCUCAUACCAGAGGGGGGCAAAGACAGUCAGAUGGAGUAGGAUGAUGGAAACAAAGAGCGAGGCAGAGAUGCUAACACACAUAUAUACAGUGUUGGGAAGGUUACUUUUGAAAUGUACUCCACUACAGAUUACAGGAUACAUGCCCCAAAAUGUAGUUUGUAAUGUAUUCCAUUAAGUUACUCAAUGUGAGUAAUGUAUUCUAAGUACUCUGGAUUACAUAAUAUUAUCAUGCUUUUUACAACUACAUAAAUGUACUAUUACUGAAGGCUACUCGCCAACGAGCUAACAUUGCUAUCUGGCGUUAGCUGAGGUUAGUUCAUAGACUGCAUUCAGAAGUGCACAUUUGCAGCUAGCAGGUUGUUAAUGCUAUCCAGCAAGUCUAACAGUCUAUGAACUAACCUCAGCUAAUGUCAGCUAACAAUGUUAGCUUGGUGACAAGUAGCCUUCAGUAAUAGUAGUAAAUCACACAGCAAUAGUACAUCGAAGAUACUAAAGUGGCACAUAACCCAGGUAGCUACCACAACUAAAACAAGCUAGCUGCAGUAGGCUAAUGUUAGUUUUUCUUAAAAACAACUUAUUUCCAGAUGUUUCUUUAGGUUAGAGUCUUUUGACGCUGAGAGCAGAUUGGUUGCUGGCAAACAAAGUUUGCACUGCACGCUAAGAUUUCACCCAUUCCUUUCUUCUUUAAAUGUAAAUUGGUGAUUUUGCUGGCUGCGGGUCCAUUGUGUAACUGAGGCCACCAACAUUAACAGGACGCUUACAUUAGAGCCUCUUAUUGUGUGUUUUGCUGGAGAAUUACAGAGGGGAUAGCCUAACAUAUGAAACAGGAAAAGACUGCCAUGUAAUCCAUUUAUUUCAACAAAGGAACUGCAUUCUAGUUAUCACCUUUUAAACGGUAACUGUAAUGGAAUACAGUUACUCAUAUUUUGUUAAAGAGAGAUAAUCCAUAAAGUGAAGGGUAUCAGUCACUAUUAACUAGAUGGCGAGUGAGCUGAAUUUAUGUUUUCUAUGUUGCUUUGUAUUUUACUAUUUUAUAGUAACCCUGUUAGCAGCUUUAUAAAAACAUAGUUUUUUUUGUAGAACAUGGUAAUGUGUUAUUGAAUGUGGAAAUUGUGUAAUGUAAGCUUAUAAAAUGGAAGCUUUUUCUGUAUCAUCCUAUAAUACUGUACAAAUCAUUACAGUUAGUACACAUGCAGAACUGCAGCAUCUGAUCCAUUUAUAGAAGGCUUGCAUCCUAACAGUUGAAAUAUUGUUUGGACUCCAAAAGGCACAUGAACAGUAUCUUAGAUUAGCUGUACUCAAUGACGAGUGUAUAAAUAUACAAUGCUGUCAUG